Paramecium primaurelia is the source of this 475-nucleotide messenger RNA. Lineage: Eukaryota; Ciliophora; Oligohymenophorea; Peniculida; Parameciidae. The record is from the annotation of a GenBank genome assembly.
AUGGAUGUUUCUCAAAAGGAUUUAAUACUAAAUAGAAUUCGAGACUACUUGAGCAGACAAUCAAACAAGGUUAAGGCCUUGCAUUACUGCAUAUCAAUAUAUAUUAGUUAAUGCAUCUCUUCUAAUAAAAAUAUUUUUAGAUAUAAUCGCAAUAUUAGUAGCUAGGCUGCAAUUAAAAGAUUAACUUGUUGGAGAUUUAUAUAAAAUAUUAUAAUAUUAGAUCAAUCAUCUAUAAGACAAUAUAUGUAGCAUACAUAAAUAAAGAGAUUAAAUAAAUGAUGAGAUAAUUUCAAAAGAAAAUAGAUUAAAUUGCAUAAAACAAGGAAUGAGAACUUAAAGAAUUUCAAAUUUUAUAAAUCAGUAAUUUGAAGAAUUGGUUGAUAGUAUAAAGAAGUUCAAUGAGAAAUUUGUUUAUUUGAACAAGAAAAUUAGGAUUUCAAAAAAAUCUUAAUUCAUUAGAGGAAGAAAAUAAUGA